Molecule: messenger RNA, 3238 nt
Organism: Penaeus indicus
Lineage: Eukaryota; Metazoa; Arthropoda; Malacostraca; Decapoda; Penaeidae
Exons: 8
Coding region: 26-3238 (1070 amino acids)
Source: RefSeq, a predicted model, not a curated record
GGAAGCGCGGCGGACCAGACCGAAGAUGAACCUGCCUGCACUGCUUCUGCUGAGUCUUCUCGCGGUUGUUCACGGCGAAAGCUGGAACUCGGAGAAUCUCGAUCCAAACAUAGAUCUUCAGGCACACCUUGGCGACGGUGAUGAAUACGGUCUUGAAGAAAAAGCAAAUAGUCUUCGCGCCUUCCGUUAUGAAUCUUAUGAAUCUGAUGAUGAUGAUGAUGAUGAUGAAGAUUAUGGAGAUAAGAACAAUGACGAGGGUGAUGAAGAUGGGGACUAUUUAGGAAAAGAGGAAGAUGACGAUGAUGAAGAUUAUGGCGAUGAGGGCGAUGACGAGGGUGAUGAAGAUGGGGACUAUUUAGGAAAAGAGGAAGAUGAUGAUGAUGAAGAUUAUGGAGAUAAGAACAAUGACGAGGGUGAUGAAGAUGGGGACUAUUUAGGAAAAGAGGAAGAUGAUGAUGAUGAAGAUUAUGGAGAUAAGAACAAUGACGAGGGUGAUGAAGAUGGGGACUAUUUAGGAAAAGAGGAAGAUGACGAUGAUGAAGAUUAUGGCGAUGAGGGCGAUGACGAGGGUGAUGAAGAUGGGGACUAUUUAGGAAAAGAGGAAGAUGACGAUGAUGAAGAUUAUGGAGAUAAGAACAAUGACGAGGAUUAUGGAGAUAAGAACAAUGACGAGGGUGAUGAAGAUGGGGACUAUUUAGGAAAAGAGGAAGAUGACGAUGAUGAAGAUUAUGGCGAUGAGGGCGAUGACGAGGGUGAUGAAGAUGGGGACAAUGUAGGAAAAAGGGAAGAUGAUGAUGGUGAUUAUGACGGUGAUGACCAGGAUGAAGAUGGCGGUAAUGAAGGUAUCGAUGAACAAGUGGAUAACCACGGACGAGACGUGAAUCCGGAGACAUCAAGGCUGUACGACCGCAGACGCCGACGCUUCAGGAGGCGUGGAAAGCGGCAGUUUCGGACGGGCGGGGAGAGGAACAGCGACACCCCCGACCGCGUGGCCGAGACGGAGAGUCUGGGAAACACACAAGCUGGAAGGUUGAACCUGGAUAAAAGGGGCUUCUGGUCUACCAUCACUUCUUUGUUCCGGCCCAAAAACGCGAAAGAAAAAGGAAGAAAGCCAUCCAAGAUCACGGGGUCGCCAAUAAGAAGAAACAAGGACGAUAAAGAGGAUGGCUCACAGUAUGACAGUGCCCAGUACGACAGCGCUCAGGAUGACAAUGACCAGUACGACAGCGCUCAAUAUGACUACGAAGGGCUUCAUGAAUUUCACAAACGUGCUAUUUACGACAGAGACGCUGAUCGGCCAAGAACUGGGGACGAGAGCAACGAGCAAAAGGGGAACAUCGAUUUGAAAGACACGAAUUACGAAGAGACAGAACGACGGGGGUGGACGGCAGUGAAGGCCGGGGAAGGUCAACGGCCGCAACCAGGAUUUGCUCGUGGGGAUUCCAGGCAGCCUUCCAAAGAGAUUUCUCAAGAGAGUUCGGAAGAGAGCUCCGAGGAAGACAGCUCAGAAGAAACGUCUCAGGAGAAAACGUUGCCGAUGGAAGACCACAGAAUGCAAGGCGACCUCGACGACGGUUACAAGAAGUUAACAGAUGGAACAGUUGAACAACCAAAAGAUAUCCAAGAACUGGUUGAAAAAACACAGGAUUACCAGGAUCCAGCUGAAAAAUCACAAGAUUACCAGGAACUUGUGGGUGAACCUGUUGAACACACACAGAAUUACCAGGAACCAGCUGAACAAUCACAAGAUUACCAGGAAUCUGUGGCUGAACCUGCUGAACAAUCACAAGAUUACCAGGGACCGGUGACUGAACCUGCUGAACAAUCACAGGAUUACCAGGAACCAGCUGAACAAUCACAAGAUUACCAGGGACCGGUGACUGAACCUGUUGAACAAUCACAGGAUUACCAGGAACCAGCUGAACAAUCACAGGAUUACCAGGGACCUGCUGAACAAUCACAGGAUUACCAGGAACCUGCUGAACAAUCACAGGAUUACCUGGAACCAGCUGAACAAUCACAGGAUUACCUGGAACCAGCCGAACGAUUACAGGAUUACCAGGAACCUGCUGAACAAUCACAGGAUUACCAGGGACCUGAUGAACAAUCACAGGAUUACCAGGAACCAGCUGAACAAUCACAAGAUUACCAGGAACCGGCUGAACAAUCACAGGAUUACCAGGGACCUGCUGAACAAUCACAGGAUUACCAGGAACUUGCUGAACAAUCACAGGAUUACCAGGAACCAGCUGAACAAUCACAGGAUUACCAGGGACUUGAUUACCAGGACUUGUUGAACCAAUCACAGGAUUACCAGGAACCGGCUGAACAAUCACAGGAUUACCAGGGACCUGCUGAACAAUCACAGGAUUACCAGGAACCAGCUGAACAAUCACAGGAUUACCAGGGACCUGCUGAACAACCACAGGAUUACCAGGGACUUGUUGAACAACCACAGGAUUACCAGGAACCUGCUGAACAAUCACAGGAUUACCUGGAACCAGCUGAACAAUCACAGGAUUACCAGGAACUUGCUGAACAAUCACAGGAUUACCAGGAACCAGCUGAACAAUCACAGGAUUACCAGGAACCAGCUGAACAAUCACAGGAUUACCAGGGACUUGUUGAACAAUCACAGGAUUACCAGGAACCAGCUGAACAAUCACAGGAUUACCAGGAACCGGCUGAACAAUCACAGGAUUACCAGGAACCAGCUGAGCAAUCAGAGGUUUACCAGGAACCAUCUGAACAACCACAGGACUACCUAGAACCAGAUGAACUGGGCUAUCAAGAUAUAGCUGAACAAUCGCAGCAACCAAAUGAGCAGUCAAAAGAUUACCAAAAAGCUGAUGAACAAGCGAGUUACAAAGAGGUAAAUGAACAUUCUCAGGGUAACCAGGAUGGAGACUUAUUCCAAGCACCGGGUGUAGACGGUGCACAGUCCAUUCAGGUUCCAGUCCAAGCCCUUUAUCAAGUUCCAGCUCAAGUCCCUUAUCAGGUUCCAGCUCAGAUGCCCUAUCAGGUCCCAAGUCAGGUGUUUUAUCAGAUUCCGCCCCAGGUUCCUUAUCAAAUUCCUGGGCAGGUUUCUUAUCAGAUUCCUGGGCAAGUUCCUAACCAAGUCCCAAUACAGAUGCCUUAUCAGGUUCCUGUACAGGUACCUUAUCAGGUUCCAGCCCUGGUUCCCUUCCAAGUACCAGCACAGAUACAACGCCUAGUUCCUGAACAGCUACAUGACUAG